This is a messenger RNA of Vigna radiata var. radiata (mung bean), 1362 nucleotides long. RefSeq lists its product as uncharacterized. The coding region runs from base 74 to 1060 and encodes 328 amino acids. The record is from RefSeq and is a predicted model, not a curated record. The transcript is spliced from 9 exons. NCBI's taxonomy places the organism in Eukaryota, Viridiplantae, Streptophyta, Magnoliopsida, Fabales, Fabaceae.
UAAAUCUUGUGGUGUCUAACUAUAACAGUUGGAUGCUCCAAAGGACGAACCUGUUGCGUUGUGUCUGCGUUUCAUGGCUUCUGCAACUCUCAUACUCCCUUUGGCCUUCGCCGGGCGGCACCAUCACGGUGUUUCUCAGCGUCGACUUUUGUUCUCCGGUAAAUUCCGUGACGGCCUUUCCCUCUCUUCUCCGGCUUCCAAGCGGAGAGUGUUGGCGAAAGCGCAGAACGCUGUAAACGAGGAAGUGGUUGAAACUCAAAGCUCGGAGUUGAAGAAUGGCACCCAACGCACUCCUUCUUCCUCCAAAUUGGUGCUUGUUGUCGGUGGCUCCGGAGGCGUUGGGCAGCUGGUAGUUGCAUCACUGAUUCAGCAGAAUAUUAAGUCACGGUUGGUACUUAGGAAUCCUGAGAAAGCCACAGAACUAUUUGGUGAACAGGAUAAGGAGAAACUGCAGGUAUUCAAAGGUGACACAAGGAACCAGGAAGAUUUGGAUCCAUCUAUAUUUGAGGGUGUCACACACGUGAUUUGCUGCACAGGAACAACAGCAUUUCCUUCUAGGCGUUGGGAUGAUGAUAAUACACCAGAAAGGGUUGAUUGGGUGGGAGUGAAGAAUCUAGUAUCUGCAUUGCCUUCCUCAGUGAAGAGAGUUGUUCUUGUGUCAUCAAUAGGUGUUACCAAAUUCAAUGAAUUGCCAUGGAGCAUUAUGAACCUAUUUGGUGUGCUGAAGUAUAAGAAGAUGGGGGAGGAUUUUCUGAGGAGUUCUGGCCUUCCAUUUACCAUAAUCAGACCUGGAAGGCUGACAGAUGGACCAUACACAUCAUAUGAUCUAAAUACUUUGCUCAAAGCAACAGCUGGUCAACGACGAGCAGUACUUGUAGGUCAAGGUGAUAAACUAGUUGGCGAAGCCAGCAGAAUUGUGGUUGCUGAAGCUUGCGUGCAGGCACUAGAUCUUGAAGUCACUGAAAACCAAGUAUAUGAAAUUAACUCUGUUGAGGGGGAAGGUCCUGCAAAUGAAACUAAGAAGUGGCAAGAACUAUUUGAGGCUGCACAAUCCAGCUAGCAUUUCAAGCCAUGGAUACAUCCAACAUACCAAACACACCAACUAAAAAAGACGUGUUUAAAGAAGGAAAACAAAGGGGCAAGUCAGUCAAAAACCAUUAAAAAAGAAAAAGAUAUGUAGCAUAAUUUUUCCUUCUGUUACUGUUAUAAAUAUUUUGUAGCAAUUUUAUGUUGAUAUGAAUUUAUUAAGAGAAGAGUUAUGUAACACAUGUUGAAAGGGCAGAAGAGUCCAGUGCUAAUACAACUCACCAAGGAGUGAGAAACACUACAAGAAACAAAAUAACUAACUUCAGGUUGGAAGAA